Messenger RNA from Carassius carassius (crucian carp), 2050 nucleotides. Its product is annotated as proline-serine-threonine phosphatase-interacting protein 1-like. Gene Ontology annotation, molecular function: actin filament binding. The record is from RefSeq and is a predicted model, not a curated record. Gene Ontology annotation, biological process: actin filament polymerization. Gene Ontology annotation, cellular component: actin filament; cytoplasm; plasma membrane. Lineage: Eukaryota; Metazoa; Chordata; Actinopteri; Cypriniformes; Cyprinidae. The transcript is spliced from 15 exons. The coding region runs from base 131 to 1366 and encodes 411 amino acids.
CGGUUGCCUCUCCGCGUAGCUCGUCUUUCUUUAACCGUGACAGCAACUUUAAUGUAAUCUGUCACAGCGGUGCUUGUGGGUGUUCAAGAGGCACUUCUGAACUAUAACUUUACGAAGCCUGGUAAAGAAGAUGGCUUUACUGUUCUGCAAUGCCUUUUGGGGUACUGACUUUUCUGACCAGUCGGGUUAUGAAGCAAUAUUGCAGAGGUUACAGGAUGGCAGACACAUGUGCAAGGAUGUAGAAGAACUGUUGAAAAUGAGAGCACUAGCAGAGGAGAAGUACGGCCGAGAUCUGGUGGCAAUUGCUCGGAAGGCAGAAGGUCAAACCGAGAUUGGGACAUUAAAGGCCUCGUUUGACAAAUUAAAAGCAGAAAUUGAGAAGACAGGAAACCUGCACAUCCAACUAUCUGAAAGGAUAAAGGAGGAAGUUCAGAAAAUAGAGGCAUUUCGAGAGCGCCAGAGGGAACAGAGAAAAAAGCUUGAAGAGAUUAUUGAAAAACUUCAGAAGCCUAAAAUGCUGUUGCACAAGAAGACCAUGGAGUCAAAAAGGUUAUAUGAGCAGAGGUGUAAAGAGGCAGAAGAGGCUGAGCAAGCAGUGGGGAAGAAGACAAAUGUGACCACCUCCACCCACCGGCAAUCAGAAAAGGUGAUAAGCAGGGCGCGGUUAUGCAGGCAGGCAGCCAACCUGUCAGAAAAGCAAUACAAAUGGAAUGUUGAUCAACUAGAAAAAAUGUGCCAGGACUGGGAGAGCACAUACAGGAGUGUGUGUGAGGUGUUCCAGCAGCAGGAGUCUGAGCGCAUUAAUAUCUUGCGCUGUGUGUUAUGGGAUCAUUGCAAUCUGCUGUCCAUGCAGUGUGUCCGUGAUGAUGACUGCUAUGAGGAAGUGAGAAAGGUUUUAGAGCAGUGUGACAUCAUCACUGACAACAACUGCUUCAUUAAAAUGAAAAAGACAGCCUGUCGUCCUCCAGCUCUCAUUGAGUUUCAGAGUUACUCUGAAUUGGACGCUAAUGGAGGAGUCAGGAGAGUUGAAACAAAGAGAUUAUCUGUCAUGCUUCCAGGGAUGUCUUUCAGUGGGUGUUCUGAAGCAGGAAGUAAUUCAGCUGGCUCAUACACAUCUGCUCAACAAACAGGAGGAGGACCUGAGAAGUACAUGGUGUUAUAUGAUUUUAAAGCUCAGGAAGAUGAUGAGCUGUCUAUCAGUAAAGGACAAGUUGUUACCAUCACUGAGAAAGGCGAGGAUGGGUGGUGGAGAGCAUGGAGGGAUGGAAUAUCUGGGCUAGUCCCUGGAACAUACCUGACCAAAAUCUCAGCGAGUCACAGUACACGUCUUGCUGCAGCUCAUCCUGAUCAUAAUCCCAUCAAAUAGAGUUUAGUGAAAGUGACGUGACAUACAGCCAAGUAUGGUGACCUAUACUCAGAAUUCGUGCUCUGCAUUUAACCAAUUCAAAGUGCACACACACAGCAGUGAACACACACACACGGUGAACACACACUCGGAACAGUAGUAAUCAUUACACUAAGUCUGAGGAUUAGUUCAGCAAGCAUAAUGAUGUAGAAUGAUUACAUCAGUGUAGCAGUACAUCAUACUAUUAAGACAGUAGCUUUCUUGACAGACAUCUUUAGGAUUUUCUUUUAUCUUUAAGUGAAUAUAAGUUAUUCAAAAGUUGUUUGUAUAGUGGUACUGAUCUUGAUACAGUUUAGUCAGUUUUUCCAUGGUGUAUAGUUAAAAAUUAUACAACAAAAAGUUAUAUGAUUUGCAUUAGAAUUAUGAAUUUUAAAGUUUUAUUUUUUACUUCUUUUAAUGUCUGUACUGUAAUAUAUACAAAUAUAACACUGUAAUGUAUACAUUUAGUAUUAUCAAUUUUGUAAUAUAUUGCUAUAUUUUAUCAUAUCUUAUUUGUAAUCUGCAUGUUCACUCAGUAAUACAUAUACUCAUAAUGUAAAUAAACACAAGUUGAUGCAAUUAAUACUAAAAUGAAACAAUUAAAUUAGUCAAAUAAAUAAUAAUAAACAAUUCUGAGAGUGAACUGGGUAUUCAAAGUGAUUCUCU